Molecule: messenger RNA, 6398 nt
Organism: Pygocentrus nattereri (red-bellied piranha)
Lineage: Eukaryota; Metazoa; Chordata; Actinopteri; Characiformes; Serrasalmidae
Gene: plekhm2
Product: pleckstrin homology domain containing, family M (with RUN domain) member 2
Exons: 20
Coding region: 813-3905 (1030 amino acids)
Biological process (GO): regulation of protein localization; Golgi organization; positive regulation of membrane tubulation
Cellular component (GO): endosome membrane
Molecular function (GO): kinesin binding
Source: RefSeq, a predicted model, not a curated record
UAUCUAGACCACAGAACUAGUCAACGGAUUUUCGCACAUCAAUCGCUGCCAACUCAAACGUAACUGCAUAACGUGCGUUUUAUCUGUCAAGAUUCAAUUCUGACACCCUUAGCAGGUGUUGUGUAGCGUGCUAUAUUUAAAACUAGUGAGCAGCGCCAGCAGAGCAUGUGAUGUGUGUCAUCUCUGCUCUUCGAUAGUCGCUCCAGCCUCCCCGUCCAGAAAGCUGCAGUGCAGGUCUGCUAAUAAUACUAGUUAGCUAAUUAGCCAGCUAGCUAACAUACAUUCCCACUGAUGGCAGCGGUUAGCUCGCUGUAGCUACCAACUUUUAUCGCACAAAAGAAAAUUGCAACUGGUUCAGUUACCAGAAAAAUACAAGGACGCGCACAACUGUCUGUUUCCAUGAAUCCAGCAGGUUUUCGUGAAGCUUUGCUUCGUGUACUUAGGCUUUAAGUAGCGCGAAUGUCAAAAUAAUAUCUUUUGAAUGUAGCUUGCCACACGGUGCAGGGAAAAGGAGCUAACCCACUGUAACUUUAGCUAACAAACAAGCAAGGCGGCUGGUGUAACGUUAAAAAGGCGGUGAACGAUGAAGCCAGUUAACGUAAGUUCUGUUCUGUAACGUAAGAAAAAACGAAUCCGAGUAAAUGUAUGUAAGCCGUGUGGGCAUCUGGCAACAGUUAAAGUGGCUACUGAGGGGGUACCAACCCUUGUGGACUCCUCACACCACCGGAGUAAAGUGCUGAAUGCUAGCUUAGCUUUAGCUCCCUCAACCACACAUCAGCUGACAUCCUUCAGGCGAGCAGGCACAGCCAGCCAUGGAUCAACUCAAAGUCAAAGACAGGAUCCUCGAAAACAUCUCUCUCUCAGUAAAGAAGUUGCAGAGUUACUUUGCUGCAUGUGAAGACGAGACUCCAGCCAUUAGGAAUCAUGACCGUGUUCUCCAGCGUUUAUGUGAACACCUGGACCAUGCUCUGCUAUAUGGGCUGCAAGACAUCUCUUCAGGUUACUGGGUCCUAGUUUUACACUUUACACGACGCGAGGCCGUCCGGCAGAUAGAUGAACUCCAGCACAUAGCCACCAACCUUGGCCGAAGUCGAGCAUGGCUGUACCUGGCACUCAGUGAAAGCUCUUUAGAAAGUUACCUCCGUCUUUUCCAGGAGAAUCAAGCACUUCUUCACAAAUAUUAUUUCAAAAAUGCCUUGGUUUGCAGUCAUGACCACCUGACACUGUUUCUUACACUUGUUUCUGGGCUAGAGUUCAUCCGUUUUGACCUUGAGCUGGAUGUUCCAUACCUGGAUGUGGCGCCUUACAUGCCAGAGUACUACAAACCACAGAAUCUCUUGGAUUUUGAGGAGAGAUUGCCCAGUUCUGAUAGCCUAUCAUUGCACUCAUUCACAUCCCUCACCUCCACUAAUCUUGAAUGGGAUGACAGUGCCAUUGCCCCUUCGAGUGAAGAUUAUGAUUUCGGUGACAUCUUCCCUGUGUUGCAGUCAAUGCCAAAUGCAGACUGGGAAGAAGGAGACCUAACUGACCCGGUCAGUGGGCCUCGCUCUUCAGCAUCUGACCCUCAGACAGUGAUCAGUGACUCUGUAGUGAUCAGGACUGCAACAGCCCAGGUCAGGAGCACAUCUCUGUCUCGCAGCCCAACGUUUCGACACAACCCCUUUAAUGAGGACUCGGACACAAACACUUCAGCUGACGUGACUCCAGUGCACACAGCCACCCGCCAUGAUGGCACCACUGGAGAUGAUACUGAGAGUACCAGCACAGAGCUGGAGGUUAUCAGGAUGGCUAGACGGAGGAAGCCUGGUAAGAGACGACGGGGGAAGGGAUCAACCGGCUCGGCUGGCAGUGGGCACAACAUGGCUUCUCCUGAGCCAGCAGAAACUGAGGAAUCCCUUCAGAUUGUGUGUGAGAGGGGCAGUGCACAGGAUGCUGCGUCUGGAAGCAGCUGGAGACCGCUGGAUGGACCAGAUGGCUCAGCACAAGACUCCGCACGAACCCGCACAGAAGAUGGGGAGGAUGAAGAGGCUGAGGCUCUGUUGCGGCUGCCUGAGAUGACAGACACCUCCAUGGACAGCGUGGGUCAGCCGCUUCGAGAUGUAAUGGACAGGUUGAAUGGGGCUUUGGAUGGAAACAGCUGGGCGAAACAAGAGGAGGAUGAAGAGGGUGCGCAGAAUGGUUCCACGGUAGAUAACCCUGCUGCAGCACCUCUUCAGCAUCAGCCCUUUCGAGAGGACGCAGGAGGCGAGCCUCCAGACCCAAACUGCCAGCCUUUGGCCCCUAGCCCCAACUUCCUCCAGGCCGCCGCACCUCCUGCAGACUUCUACUGCUUUACCCCCAACAGUCCAGACCCUACUGCCCAGAGUGGUGGGCACCAUGACUCUGCAAGGCAUGGCCAGUCGCAGGCUGUACUUGGUGGCCAUGAAGAUGAAAGAGAAGGAGAAGCAGCAGAGCAGAAUGCCUCCUCCCUCCUCCUAGAGGAGAAGGAGAAAGAAGCUUGUGUGGAUGUGAUGCAGCAAAAUGGUUCUACUGAAAGUAAAGCUGAAGAAGAGCAGGAAGUUGAAGGAGGCAGUCCAACAGAGAGUUCUCAUCCUGCAGAGUUCAGGGUAGAUAACAAUCACCUACUGCUACUCAUGAUCCAUGUGUUCAGGGAGAAUGAAGAGCAACUCUUUAAGAUGGUGAGGAUGAGUACAGGCCACAUGGAGGGGGAUCUGCAGCCACUCUAUCUACUGUUAACAGACUGUUAUAUUUAUCUGUUGCGCAAAGGGGCAGCAGAAAAGCCAUAUACUGUAGAGGAAGCUGUGUCCUAUAGUGAGCUGGAUUACAUAUCUGUGGGUUUAGACCAGCAGACAGUCACUCUGGUGUGCACCAACAGAAGAAGACAGUUCCUGCUGGAUACUGCAGAUUGCUCACUCACUAUCUGGUUUCUCAGUGUGCUGAAGUCAGCCAUGAUAAAUGGUAGCAGGGAGCCGCCUUACCCUGCUGUCCUGACUGAUGCUACUAUGGAGAAGCUGGCCCUCACUAAGUUUGUGUGUCAGGAGUCCCACUGUGAGGUGUCGGAGGUCAGUAUUCGUCUGUAUUGCCUGGUUCACUGGGAGGACCCCAUGGAUGUGGCUUUGGGCUCUCCUACCUCUGCGUCAGGCUCAGGAAUAUCACGCAGCACCAAGGAGGGUGCUCUUCUGUACCGUGCAGGGACUUCAUAUCUGGGGAAGGAGUUGUGGAAGAGCUGUUAUCUUGUGCUAAGUAAUGGCAUCCUCUACCAGUAUGCUGAGAGGACUGAUGUUACUCCGUUGAUGUCUAUUACCAUGGGGGGUGAGCACUGUGGAGGCUGCAGGCGCUCAAACAGCACAGAGAGGCCACACGCGUUUCAAGUGAUUCUAACAGCACGUCCUCCUCUGGAGCUGAGUGCUGAGAAUGAACAGGACAUGGCAGACUGGAUGCAGCUCAUCUGUCAGGCUGUGUCUAAAGGGGUGAUUCCACAGGGAGUAGCGCCCACGCCUUGUAUCCCAUGCUGCCUUGUUCUUACAGACAAGAAGCUGUUGACAUGUCAUCAGGAUUGCCAGACCAGUUUUUUCCGUUCACUUGGUGGAGCUGACAUCAGUGACGUCACGGCUGUUUGCCUAGAGGAGGAUAAAGAGUUUUGUGUCAUCGAGUUUGCAGCCGACCGGGCUCAUUUCCUGCCUCCUUGGGUCCUGUAUUUUAGUGGUUGUGGGGAGAGGGAUCGGCUCCUGGAAGAACUUGAUAUUUUGUGGACGUCUGUUUUCCAGGUGUGUCUACCUCGUAAGACUGUGUCAGACAUAUCAGUUCAGAAGAGGUGCAGGGAGGCGCUGGAGCUAAUGAGGAGUGCCUGGCAGAGGAGUGACAGUCUGCACCGAGGCAGGUCCCAGAGAGAGCCCUGGUGCUGAGAUCCCAUCGCUCACUCUAAAGGAACACAAUAUAGGACACUACAGGGCCUUCACUAAUACUCCCGCUAUUAACAUAGGUAUGAACAUGAGGCUGCGUGUUUGACAGGAACAAACUUUGUUCACCAGUGAGUUGACAUUUACAAAUCCAUGACAAGGAUCAAAAUUAAAGAGAAAAUGUUGGGAGCAUGGGAAAAACUUCAAUUAUAUUGUCCUGCGGUAUCAUUUUGUUUACACCUGCUUUGCCUUGCACAAAUAUUUAAUGAAAGGACUUGUGGCAUACUAAACCUUACACUUUCAGAAAUGGAGAGGGCAAAUGAAACACAGAAAAAAGCCUCAAUGCGCUGUCAACACUGCACAGUUAUUGACUUGAAGAGAAGAUCAAAACCUGCAUCAUAAAUGUACAGAAUGUGUACAGUGUAAAUACACAAUAAUUGAAUGCCUAUACUGUUCAUAUUAUGUUCCUGCUUGUAAAAGUCUUUCUAUUGAUGAAUACCUCACUAAAAUCCAUAUUAUGUAUACAGGGGUACUUGUUGCUGAUGGACUUGAAUGAAAGUUUACGGUCUUGACUGUUACAGCAACAUUUGAUCCAGUUGUUUUAAAUUAUUUUCUGGCUGCUGGAGGAAGAUACGGUUCAUAAUCCUGAAUGUAUGAGUCAAGCCAGCUUGCCAAAGUCAGCCUGUGUGGAGAUGGACAGAACAAAGCGAGGGAGCAGUUUAUAAACUAAUGUUUCCUUGCAUCAUAAUGCAAGAUUGCACAAAAACAUUUUUUUUAUUUUAUUAAGCUGUACUGACUUUAUUAAUGGGCUGAAUGUGAUUGCUAUGGCAUAGUGGCUAAGAGCAUUAUAAUUAGACAGUUUAGAUAUUUAGGUCAUCAGGUUGUCUGGCUGUCUGAAACUUCUGCUAUUUUUUUAUUAUUUUCUUUCCUGGUGUUUUAAGCCAGUUGGUCAUGUUACACAGGUGCAUUCUGAAAAGAAAAUGUGGAGUGUUUUUAAGUCCUUAUUGACCACCAGAUAGUGAGGCAUCCUAAAAAAAACUUUUAAGUACCCUCAACAGAUGUUGGUGGUAUGUAAUACACCCAGCCCAUCAACAGUUUAUACUUUUAUUUUGUUCGUGUACCUUGUCUUUUAGCUGUACACUUGCAGGUACAUCUCCUUGUUGGAAAGGGGAGGGCAUCAGUUUUAUUUACAUUGUUAUCAUGUUUGUUUUGUGUUGCCUUAUCCCUUACAAAAAUAGCCUUCUUUUAAAACCAGAGAGAAAUUCCAGCAGUUUUUCAAAAUGUUUGCAUAAUUAAGUCACUGAGACGUUAAGAUGUAUACAAAAGUAAUUGAGUGGUUUGAUGUGCAAUGUUCUUUGCUAUUGAAACUUAGAGUCAGAAUUGUUCACAGUGGUGGUGAUAGGAACCAGACAUCUGAAGAGUUCACUGGCUCUAAAAGCUUCAUCACAUAAUUUUCGGCGUGAAAGGCUUACGGACAUGCUGCCUGUUGUCUGACAUUAUUUUAUGAUAUGUUUUGGCUACAAGACAUGUAGGUUCACCAGUCAUUUUAGAUAGCAAGUGCGACCCCUGGUUCCUAUCACCACCUCUAAAGAAAUCUGAGUCGCUAAGUUUCUUGACAAUUAACCAUUUCACACUAAAACACUCUGAAUGGCUAUUAUAUCUUGAAUAUUGAAUUAUGCAGACAUUUUGAAAAAUCUAUGGAUUUGCUUAUUUGAGCCUGUGCUCCUGUAUUGACUAAUCUGGUCUGAUUUUAAGACUCACAGAUUUUUUUGUAGGGUUGCUGUAUUAGUUUGACUUUUACAUACAUAGGCCUUCUGUUUCAUCUAUGUGCAAUGAAUGGUAUACCGUCUCAUCAUUGUCCCCUAAUAUUGGUUUAUCUAUAUUUGAGGACAGCAUAUUUUUCACUGACUCAUGCCAUAAGAACAAUGUUUUGCUUCUUUGGUUACAAAUGAAAGCAAUUAACCGUUAUGUUGCAGUUCUAUUGUCUAUAUUGUCUAGUUAUAAAGGCAUUUCCUUUUUUUUUUUUUUUUUUUUGUUUAGAUGAAAUGCUCAACCAUUCCGUGAUUCUAGCUUACUGUUAGGUGGAGUGCACACUAGAAAUUCUUCCAGCGGUCAAAAUGUUCAGUGGUUUAAAAGAAAGUUUACUUGAGUACGUUUUGGAAGGUGUUUGCCAGCCGGGGAUGACUAUGAUGGAAAUAGUGUUGAAGUUUGUUCAAAUUAACCAUGAUGGACUUGUGUAUGUGGACAUUGCUGGGCAAUGAUGGAUUACAUUUGGCACAUUAAAAUCGUACAGAAGCAUUUUACAUGUAUUUUAAUGUAUAUGUACAUUCUUUGUUUUGUAUUUAGUUGCUUUUUUAUUUAUAUCUGAUGACGAUGUCAAAAAGAAGUAAUUCAGUCUAACACUUAUUUUCCCUAAACACUGCAUGUGCUGAUUUUUCUUUGAAUGUUCAUACAAUAUAUAUUUUUUUUGUAAAUAAGAAUAAACAGAUCUCAAAUGUA